CCCAAAAUGUUUUCGUUAAACCUCACAGCUUUAGUGAAACGCUCAAGCUGUAAGGCAGUUUGUAUUUUGUAAGUAUGCCCUGAAGGUCUUAGACAUGCCUCGACAUCGCAGCUCUGUAACCGAAGCCGAGUUCACCUAGACAGAAAAACUAUUAGGUAAAAGAACUGAAGGCUUUAUCAAAUACUAGAAUCUAAUUGUGAAAACAAACACGCAUAUGCACACAGCCUACAGUGAUACAAACAAACCGCACGAAAAAUUAGCUACAAAAGCCAGCACAAAGAAAAAAUGGACUUUGACCUGUGCAGUGUGUGUGUGUUGUUUAUGUGUGAAUUGGGACUGUAAUCCAGGAUCAGUGAGAACAAAAGCACCAGCAAAACUCGUGACACAAAUUGUGGCCUCUUGCUUUUCACCUCGGCACGAGACCGGUGGGACCAAGGUCAGCCCCUUGCUCCCUGUUCCAGUGCCCCAGUACCGGUCCGACACCAAGGGCCAGGGAGAGGCCUGGUCCCUGUCCAUAGAAGCCACGUCGACGGUCGGUAUUCAAGCAAAAUAUUUACUCGGUAAACACCCCAUCAUCCGAGGUGUGGCAGGACAGCAAAGGCUCUGACACAUUUUGUUUUGUUCAGAGCAAGGGGCCCGAUGGAGGGACUGGAAGAGCCAAAAAUGGCGCUUAGGGGCCUAAACAAAAGGCUGAAGGGGUUUCUGGAGCACAUUAAUCAGUUGGAAAAGACCAAUUGGGACUUGGAGGAGAAGAUCAGCGAGUGGGGAAUGAGGAACAUCACUCCUCGGCAGGACUGGAGCGACAAGGAGGCGCUGGCACAGGAACUUCGAGCUCAGGUUAGCAUGAUCCUACUGGAAAAUGCAGAAGUUUUGUUACAAUCCGAUGCAGUGAAACUCAGGGCAGCACAUUUAAAGACCAGGUGUGAAACUGAGGAGAAACUCCGUCUCCUAAAGGAGCAGGAGGUCUCACAGCUGAAGAUGAAGAAGAAAGAGGUGGAGAUGGCCAACACACUGCUGGAAAAGCAGCUUUAUGAAUCCCAAAAUGAGUUACAACACAUCAUGGAAGAACAUGAGAGAGAGCUGGAUCAGCACCAGCGGCGAGCAGUAGAGGAGUGUGAUAGAGUGCUAGCGCAGGUUGCUGCAGGAGAGGAUGGCAGAGGAAUGGAUCUCUGCCGGACUAGCACCCAGUGCGACCACUCCAGCCCAGCCCAGAGCAGCCCUGACUCAGCCAUGCCACCAAAUCCAGCCCCAGGCUCCUGCCCCACUUCACAGACAAGGCCCCGAAAGGAUGCAACCAGCCCUACAGCUGCGUUUCCGCCACAGGUGAGAGCAGGUGAUGAGGUCCUGAAGGAGGCACGAGCCGAGCUCACUGAGGCCCGAAAGCGAUGGCACCGUCUACAGGUCGAGAUUGAAUCGCUACAUGCCUUGGAGAGGAGUCUCCAAAGCUCCCUACGCCACACUCAGCUCCAGUACUCCGUGCAACUCAAGGAUCUGUCCCGGUCUGUGAGGAGUCUGGAGUCUGAGUUAAAAACGGUGCGGGAUGGCCUGGAAGUCCAGAGGCAAAACCACAGCCAGCUCCUCAACACCAAGAUGAGGCUGGAGAAAGAGAUUGCAACCUAUAGGAAACUCUUAGAAAACGAGGAGGGGAGGUUUCUGACCUCAGAUGGUCAGUCUCUAAAGCUAAAGCCAUGGAAAGGGUCAGUUCCUGCUCCAGAGCAGAACGGUAUACCCAACGGAUGUGACGAGGAUAUUGCUGAGCCAUUCUUUACUGAGAGAACACCAAAAAGAAGCCCGGCCCUUCAACGACAGCAGAGUCUUGUCACCCUGACAGAACCAGUCAGAAACACAGACGGGGAGAUCUGUACUGUGAAGACUCAAGAGAUUCUGGAAGGAAAUGUAGUGAGGGAGAGUGCCGAGGGUCACGGAAAUGUGGAGACAGAGAAGAUUGAUAAGGUCAUCAGGCAGUGGGAAGGCUCAUUCUUUAAAGGAAAUCCCAAGCUGAGAAAGAAGUCCGUGUCUCUGCGUUUCGACCUUCACAUGGCUGUAGCGGACGAGGGCUGCAGCCAAACAAAACAGGACAGUCUCCCUAACGUGGAGGUCCGUCUGGUCAUGAGACGGUCUCGCAGCAUACCCACCUUUGCGCAGUGAUGUCACAAUGCUACUGCACCACAACUGUGACAUCACCAUGCUACCAGCAUCACAACUGUGACCUCACAAUGCUACUGCAUCACAAUUAAGUAGUGGUGACCACGUCUCAAUUUCUUAGCGGCUAAUGAAAAGUCAAUCACUUUAAUGACGUCAUAGAACUUUUGCCAUUUGAGAGGAAAAAACGUCAAAUCAUCAGUAAAACCAAAUUGCUCUUAUGAUUGUAAUGAAUUAACUGCACAUAAAGCUACUUUAAGAAAUUGCAAGCAAAAUUAAUUUGUAAUUGAUUUAUUUUAAAAAAUAAAUAGAGAGUAUGUAUGUC
Molecule: messenger RNA, 2467 nt
Organism: Ctenopharyngodon idella (grass carp)
Lineage: Eukaryota; Metazoa; Chordata; Actinopteri; Cypriniformes; Xenocyprididae
Gene: krt222
Product: keratin 222
Exons: 9
Coding region: 640-2148 (502 amino acids)
Source: RefSeq, a predicted model, not a curated record